AUGAAGGCCGCUUCCGUCAUUCUGGCCCUUGCUGCCAUGGCCAUGGCCGCCCCAGUGGCAAACGACAAACGAGAGGGAGCUUUCCAACACGGCUGGACUGUCCCACCAGGUGCUGAAGGCGCAGCCCCUGCAAAGCGAGAGGGAGCCUUCCAACACGGAUGGACUGUUCCCCCAGGCGCUGAAGGCGCAGCUCCCGAGAAACGAGAGGGAGCAUUCCAACACGGCUGGACUGUCCCACCAGGUGCCGAAGGCGCCGCUCCCGAGAAGCGUGAGGGAGCAUUUCAACACGGCUGGACUGUCCCACCAGGUGCCGAAGGCGCCGCUCCCGAGAAGCGUGAGGGAGCAUUUCAACACGGCUGGACUGUCCCACCAGGUGCCGAAGGCGCCGCUCCUGAGAAGCAGAAGCGUGAGGGAGCCUUUCAGCAUGGAUGGACCGUCCCCCCAGGUGCCGAGGGUGCCGCCCCCGAGAAGCGCGAGGGAGCUUUCCAACAUGGCUGGACUGUCCCUCCGGGCGCUGAGGGUGCAGCUCCUGAGAAGCGUGAGGGAGCAUUCCAGCACGGAUGGACUGUUCCCCCAGGUGCUGAGGGCGCCGCUCCUGAGAAGAACUAA
Molecule: messenger RNA, 609 nt
Organism: Aaosphaeria arxii CBS 175.79
Lineage: Eukaryota; Fungi; Ascomycota; Dothideomycetes; Pleosporales
Exons: 1
Coding region: 1-609 (202 amino acids)
Source: RefSeq, a predicted model, not a curated record